AUGACUGAUGUGUUCGACGAUUUACUUCUGGAUCCGUUGUAUGUGAACAUUAAUCUGAUCUCAGAAGCGAUCGCUCGCCAGUUGUACAAAGAUUUUGAGCCAAAAAAUAUUGGCAGCGAUUUGAAAGUUUCUCAAACAAACAUCAAAUCAUUGUUAAACCAAUUGAGCCGUCAGUCAAGGGCUCAACAGUCGCUUCUGAGUACUCGAAAGGGAACACAAGUGGAAGCGUCGCCUUUGAUCCGCAAUUUAGAGCAAAUUAUGCGUAAAUAUGUGAAUGACGUCCAAUUGAUUCACAUUAAAGUCGAUAAUAAGGACAACGAACUGGUCUUCUAUGAGCCAACUUCGGCUCUCUACUCCAACUCCAAGACUCAGCCCAAAGUAAAUCUGCUGUUUCUGCUGUCGAGCGCCGGAAAAUUCAAUUACUUCGGCACUAAGAAGUGGAUCGACCAACAGUUGGACGGCAACGAAGGCAGUCUUCUAACGGACUCGUUGUUCACUAUAUGUCUGGAUUCGUUGGCCGAUAGGGACCGCAAUAGUGGCCUAUUUAUGCACGUCUCGAAACCGCCCAAAGAGGGAACACCAGCCGCUCAACUGUUCCACGACUUGAAGCAAAUCGCUUCCACUUCUUUGACGCAUCCCUUCAACGUAUCGAUGAUUCACAAGAAAAUCAAUUUAGCCGAAGAGGUGUUGGCCUGGGAACAUGAACGGUUUAGUAUAAGACGUCUGUCGGCGUUCACUCUAUCGGCGCUCUUAUCGCACAAAUCUCUGCGACGAAACUCAAUGACUGAUGUGUUCGACGAUUCACUUCUGGAUCCGUUGUAUGUGAACAUUAAUCUGAUCUCAGAAGCGAUCGCUCGCCAGUUGUACAAAGAUUUUGAGCCAAAAAAUAUUGGCAGCGAUUUGAAAAAAAGAGUUUGUUUGUAG
This is a messenger RNA of Medioppia subpectinata, 924 nucleotides long. The record is from the annotation of a GenBank genome assembly. Lineage: Eukaryota; Metazoa; Arthropoda; Arachnida; Sarcoptiformes; Oppiidae.